AUGGCUAUUUUGAAAACAGAAUUAGGUGAGGUCGAGGUUCGAAUCAAGAGAUACCCGGACGACACAUAUUAUGAUGAAUACAUCAAAGUUGAAGGCAAGGAAAAAAGCACUGAUAUUGAGCGAGAGAGGUAUAUUGUUGCAGAGCCUGACACCACUUUCUACAUUGAAGUCACCUUGAAGGAGGGGUUCAAAAUCGGCAAAUACAGCUCCAUUGGUGCCUUUGUACACUUGCCCGACAGGGAUGAUUCUAUCUCCUCAAUUGCCCUUCUAUCGAGGCACGUUGUAGAAUCAAACAGAAACGUAAAAAUAGAUCACAUUCAAAAGAUGCAGUAUGCUGAUGUAGAAAUUGACGGUCAGAAAAUGCUUGGUGCAAGAUUUGCGUUCAGGAAAAUAGAAAUCGAUCUCAUGGGUAUCAAGCCGGAUCAUCUUAUGUCAUUCGCUGUGAAGCUAUAUUUCAUCGAAAGUUUUACCACUAGACUCUCUGACAAUGAGUACAAGAAGGCGCUAUCAGACUGGGAGAAAGCAUGUUCAGAGAUUCGGUUCCCAAGCUUGAAUCAGAUGAAGCUCAAUGCUAAGCUUGGGUCCAAGACCAAAAAGAAUCAGCUAGACACCAAGAAUAUCUGGGACGUAAAGAAGAUUGACCAAGAUAGCUACCAGAAGCAUGGAAUUAGCUCUGCUAUUGGUUUUGUUGGUGGCAAACCAAAGGCUCCUCGGAAGGAAACGACUGUAAAUUCUAUUUACAAGUCGGACCCCAUUACUCUCCCAAAAAGCCGGACCGUACGACCACCACUUAUUACUCUACUGAAGCCUCUGGAACAUUUACUUUUCAUGGUAGAACCGCAGGUCAACCCCUCUAGCAGCCAUAACACUGAAUUCUUGGAGCAAGUGGGCAUCGUCAAAUAUCCUCCACCGCUUCACCAUUACUCCUGGGGCGUCUUAAAUGACAAUGAAAGAAAGACCGCUUUGAGUGAGUUGCAAGAAUUGAGCAAGAAACAAUGGCAUGAAGAUCGAGAAAAAGAAUCUGGUAUGGUGCUUCCCCUGGUUCGUAGCAGAGUUAAGGCAGAGGAACAUCCAUGGGAAUGGCGCCAUUGGGACAAAAUGUACGCUGCUGAGAAACAAAAGGCGUUUGAGAGUCUUCAGAAGAAAAAGAAAGACCGUGAGCGAGGUAUCGUCCAGCGUGAGUAUAAAAACAUUAUGGGCAAAAUCAUUUCUUUAGACGGAGAAGACGAUGAGCUUUCCACAAAUCCUCUCGAAAGGAGUAGAUACAACACACAAAAAGAGAGAGCUAAGUCUGGUAAAGAAGGCGUACGCAUCAAGUGCGAAGAGAUACAACGUGCUAUGGCGAACUCCUCAGAUGGGCAACGGCUCACAACUGUAGAUAUCAUCAAGCAGAAAACGCCCAUUGUUGAUGACGACGAUGAUUCAAUCAUCAUCGUCUCUGAGACCAAGAAUCCAAUUUUAAGCCUAGCUGCGAAGGAAAAGGAGAUUGCACUUGCGGACGAGGAGUUGAGAAAGGAAGAGGCAGCACUUGAGAAACCGAAGGAAGAUAUUCCGCAAGAAGAGAGAGUUAUCAAAAUGAAGCGGGAGCGUGAUGCUUUGCAGGAGAGAAUUGAUGCAGCGAGAUCUAAGAAGCGAAUCAAGACGGAAUGAUUCAAACGUCUACCUCUUAAUGAUCACACGUUGUGGGAUCUCAUCUGGUCGGCGAUGAACAGUUUUUAUAGGUUGAAUACAAUUUCGUAGGGGAAGGUUCCAAUAUACUUACCAGUUUUUCUUUCAUUGAUAGCAUACUUAAAACUCUCUAUACCUUAUUAGUACUUGAUCAGUGGCAAUGCAGAGGCUCAAUCUUUACUAUUUCACCAGCGAGUGAAGUGCAUAAUAUGAAUUAGCAUAUGAUAUUCUUAUAC
Messenger RNA from Botrytis byssoidea, 1904 nucleotides. RefSeq lists its product as uncharacterized. Lineage: Eukaryota; Fungi; Ascomycota; Leotiomycetes; Helotiales; Sclerotiniaceae. The record is from RefSeq and is a predicted model, not a curated record. The transcript has 5 exons. The coding region runs from base 1 to 1650 and encodes 549 amino acids.